AGAGGAAACACCCAAGAAUUUCAUAUGAGUGUAAGGAUCCACCAACACUAACAUCUCCCGGCUCCUCUUUACUAAGUUAGCAUUUUGUAGUAGUAAGAUAGUAUUUAUGACAAAUUUCAACAAGGUGCAUUGUUGUCACUUUCACCACUGGAAUGUCUUUGAUGGAUCAUCGACAACCUUGGUUUCAGCUCGUUCUGAUUCUGAUCCUGGUUACUAAUUCAAAAGGAGAAACAUGGGGUGUGAACGUGACUCGAAGCUUCACAGCAGAAAGAGGCAAAAGUGUGACCAUACCAUGUACGUUCAGUGUCCCGCCACAGGAAUACCAUGAAAAUAUUCAGCUUUUCUGGAAAGUACCAGUGAGGAGUACAUUUAAUACUUAUGACAGGGAUGGAAACGCGUUUAUUUUUCACCCCAAUCGCACAUUUGUGCUCAAGGAGUACCAAGGAAAGACCGAGCUCCUCGGACAAAGAAACGGGCAACCAAAGAACUGCACCCUUAGAAUUUCACAUUUCAUGAACAACCAACUACGUAUUUACUUGAGAAUUAUCGGCAAGACCAAUAACUACACUUUUGGGAAAAACAUUGUCACUAUAUCUGUGUCUGGCAAAGGCGUCCUUGAUAAAGCAGUCACUGCCCUGACAACGGCACUUAUACCUGACAUGGAAGGAACAGAACAGCCGGUGACCGGGCAGAUAUCCCAAACAUUGAACAUUGCCAUCUUUGUACCAUUGGCUGCACUUUUCAUUCUUCUUGCAUCUGCUGCUGGGUUUGUGGUUUGGAGAAAACAAUCCAGGUCACAAUCUUUAGUGAGGGAGUGCUCUGGAUAUUAUGCAAAUUUCAGCAGAGCCUCAUCAAACCAAGCCACAAGAAAAGAAAAUUGCCAGAAAAAAGAUAACAAAAAGCUUUCAGAUGUGAAGGUCAUAGAUGAACCUGUUUACAUUAACAUGCAGCACCCUACAGGUCAGCUGAAACCAGAAGUGGAUCAGGAACGGGGUCAUAAAGAGAGUAUAUAUGCAAAUGUAGACCACUAUGAAUAGCAAAAAAAGUCAAACUCUAUUCAUUCCAUUUGUUGUUGUCAGCAAUUCCUAAAUAGAGCUAAUAGUUUUUUGUGUGAAAUUUGUGAUUUUGUUAAAAAUAAUAAUAAAUAAUAAUAGAUGUAAGAUCGGAACUAUAAUGUCAGAAUGUAAUGGAUGUGGGAAUGAUGGAACUUUGCAGAUCAUUCCCAAUCCUAAUGUGAAACAUGAACACAUUUCCCUUUUCUGUGCAUUAUAACACAAGAAAACAAGUUAAUAUGAGCUAGCUAACAAUGCAUAUCAUUGGGACACACCGAUUUCGACUAUGAAGCCCUCUAAAACGAGGUGCAAAAAAAAAAAAAACUUAAACUAUAUUAGGAAAGCAGGAAGUGAACAAAUGUAACAGUUACUGAUUGUAAAAGUACCAGAUGGAGGGGUAGGAUUUAAUAAUCUUUGCUUCUUCCUACUUCUUUUGGACAUGUGGAACUGUGAACUGAUUAUGGGAUGCAUUCAAUUGUAAUCUGAUGCAGUAACUGUUACAUUUGUUCACUUCCUGCUUUCCAUAAUAGAGUUUAAAGUUUUGUUUGGUUUUUUUUUUAAAUAAUGUACCUUGUACCGAAGUACGAGAUGAUGGUGUUUUUCUGUUUGAAAAAAAAAAUAAAUAUCCAGAUCAAGGAUAAA
Messenger RNA from Doryrhamphus excisus (bluestripe pipefish), 1694 nucleotides. NCBI's taxonomy places the organism in Eukaryota, Metazoa, Chordata, Actinopteri, Syngnathiformes, Syngnathidae. The record is from RefSeq and is a predicted model, not a curated record.